Messenger RNA from Lymnaea stagnalis (great pond snail), 14661 nucleotides. Lineage: Eukaryota; Metazoa; Mollusca; Gastropoda; Lymnaeidae. The record is from the annotation of a GenBank genome assembly.
GACACUGCCGACGUCUUUACCUGUAGAUCUUCAGUUCAUUUGUUACUACACAUUAGCUCUUACAAUUGUACACACACACAAUUACUCUUUGACCCGAAGGCGUAUGCACUGGAUGACAAUAUUUAUAAAUUAUUGGAAAUCGGCGUUCUGAAGCAUUACGGCUCGCAAAUAGCUGUGUGAUCGUGUGUCCAUGUGUGUCACUGUGCAUAUAGAUUCGUUCACGCAUCACAUAAGGAAAGCAUAACAUGGAACCUGGGCUCCGAGUUGUCCGUGGACCUGACUGGAGUUACGGCGACCAGGACGGCGGCGAAGGUCAUGUCGGUACUGUGGUAGAAAUCGGCGGGCAGCGUGGAUCCGGACCUCCAGAGAAGUGUGUGGCUGUGACCUGGGACUCAGGGGUCAGGAAAAUCUACAGGGCAGGUCACCAGAACGCUUAUGAUCUGUUAGCAUUUGAUAAUGGCCAAUGUGGUGAGCUAUAUAUUUUUUUAAAGGGGGCGUCAAAUUAAUUACGUCUACAAAAUAGCGGGAGUCGGUUUGGGAAAUGUUUGACAGCUGUGGACAAGGGUGAGGGAAUGGGGUUUAGAUGAGUUGACGUCAACAAUCAUGGAGAUAGAGAGAGCUAAUGGCAAUUAUUGCUAACACCGAUAAUGCUUUUUUGGUUAUAGUGCUGAAGGAUUAUAUAACGAUGAUGUUGACGUGUCUGGUAUAUCGGCUCCGCAUGAGGAAAGAGAUAAAUCACCUACCAUGGACUGUGUCAUUCAGGGGCGAUAUUUCAGGUUAUUUCAAGGGGGGAAAGGGGGGGGGCAAAACCAAAAUUGGUCGGCUUGUUAAGUUGUUAAUUACUGGAGGCGCAACAGUAUAUAGCCAUUUAAAAAAUGCCUGCAAAUUAGUGGGGGUGGGGGUGGAGGGGUAAAAGCCCCUCUGCCCUACGAAAAUGAUGACCCUGAUGCCCAAAAAUUACGAUAGAGCUAACCUAGCUACUCCUUUGGAAGAUGCUAGCAGCUAGAAACUGUGCUAUAAUUGUCAGAUUUACUGACGAUAAUCCUAUUUAUACCACAAGCAAUGAUAACUAGUCUUUAACAAACUUUUAAUUGAUUCUGUAUUAUAAAAUUCAAGUGUUAAAACAUUUUAACCUGUUGAUUAACCAGCUAAAGAUGCAAUAAUUUUUUUUUACUACAAUUUGUGUCUUUAACGAAAUAGAUCAGCACAAAGUAAACUGUAUAUUUAAGUAUAAUAUAAUUUCCUUUUUUUUUUGCGGGGGGGGGGGGGGGUAAAAUGUUGUCAUAAUUAAAUAGGGGAGUCAUUGAAAGUUUGACAGCUGUAGACAAUGGGGUCAAAGUUGCUUUAAAAACUUGAUUACGUCAUUAAUGAUCGAACCCCAAAGAAGACACCACUGGAAGUUCCCAUCCCCCUACAAAUACAGAGUUGAAAAAAAGGAUUUCAAAAUUUCAAACUGAUCUUUUUGUCAUUUCGCUAUGUUGGCAUUUAUGUAAAGAAUUAUUUUCUUUAAAACUUUAUUUGAUAUAUCUUAACAAGAAAUUUGACUUAUUUUGUGUGUACUUACGUAUCACACUUUUUUUUUACAACUUUUCAACUUUUCAAAUCAAAUUAAUGCAAUAUUUGAACUGGCUCAUGUAACAUAAAUGGUUGAAGGUGUUCAGUUACCUUUUUAUAAGGUGUGUUCCACCCUUCAACCAACUGCGAUGGCUGCCAGGAACGAGGGAUCGAGGGCUUCCGCUGGAAGUGCUCGGUGUGCGAUGAUUUCGACCUGUGCACGUCUUGCUACAUGUCGGACAAGCAUAAAACCGCCCAUUCUUUCAUCAGACACGACACACGCUCGUCCGAUGGGUAAGACGAAGCUGCAGAGCAGAUUCUGAACUUUAACCUUUUUAGAAGUGAUGUUCAUUAGAUCCUUUUAUUUUUUUAAUUAACUGAACGAAGUGUUAAAACAGAACAAGUGGUUGAUAAUAUUUUAUUAUAAGAUGCGUAUUACUAUCGCUUAACUAAAAAUGUUAUGUUUUGUUAACUUUUGUUUUACUAAAAUCGAUAAUGGUCACGUGCUCCUAAAUUGAGACAGGGGGUCUCAACAGUUUAAGUGUGAUGCAGCAAAGAUUCUGUUAAACAAAUUGACAAUUGGAUUUUUUUUUAUAUAUCGUUCAAUUUAAUGCUCAGGAUAGACAUAUGAACUCUAAAUUAUUUUUUUAAACCAUUUCCAAUUCGUAGACAAUAUAAAAAAAAGUUAUUUUUAAGACCAUACCUAUUAUUGGUAUCAUGGUAAAUUGAAAAUAAAAAUGUAAUUAAAACAUUAAAUUUAGUGAACGAAUAACCGAAAUUUUAAAUAUAAGACAUGGGAUGGUUUCUUCAAUUAAUUGUUUAAAACUUAACAUCAUUUUCUGCGCAAAUAUUUCAUUAAACAUGUGCAGUUUAAUUAUUCAUUAGCAAUGCAUGGCAAUAAUCGGACAGAUGGCAAUAUUGGAAGGUACAUAUAGACGAACUAAACACCUUUUACGUCAUACGCUGGCUAUUUCCAGUUAGCACAUAAUUGCUACACUAGUAAGUACACCAUUUAAGACGAUCUCACAUACGUGAUUGCAGUGUAGGUGUUCCCGCGAGAAGUAACUGUAAGAACGAGAAACGUUCAGCGAAAGGGAUUUUCAAAGACGCCACUGUUGCCCGAGGACCGGACUGGAGGUGGGAUAAUCAAGAUGGUAUGUUUAUUUCUUCUAAAGGAAAACUAAUAAUAAUUGUAAAAACAUGAAUCUAUUACCAACAAGUAAACAAUCCUAAAAAUCUAUUAAAAUGCUCACUUUAAGGAAUAAAAUGUAAAAAAAAACAACAAAAAAAGCAAAUGAGCAAAAUUAAUUUUACAAACCGUUCGAAUUGAAAAGGUUAUAUAUAGAUAUAUGUAGUUUUAUAUUGUUUCGUCUGUUCUUAAAUGUGGUAAAUUUUAGAUUGUUUUUAUUUCUCUUUUUAAUAUGGUUGACUUUGUACCGCGCUUCGAGCUCUUGGGGAUUCUUUUAUGGCCUUUUUUUUUAUUGCAUUGUACAUUUUCAGCACAAAAAUGUAAAAAAAAUUGAACAAGACAUCUAUAGUUAAGUAUUUCACUUGUUGAAAAAAAAAAGCCAUUCGUGAAUUCAGGGACUUUAACCAUUCUCAUUAAGAUUUGUGACUUAAGGGGGAGCACGCUGGUAAAUUCUUACAUAUUUUCUUGAUUUCGGUAUUUAUUACGUUGUUAAUGUUGCGAAAUUAAAUUUAAAUGUAUAUUAUCCAAAUUUCAAUGUCUUCAAAGAAUAUCAAAUUUAAAACUUCCGAUGAACUAAAAAACAAUUAAAUUACAGUUAACAUGUAAUCAGUUUAACUUAAAUUUUUAUUCCAAAAAAGUACUUUUAUCAAUUUUCUAAAGUAAUAAAAACUUACAUUUUAAAAGUUUUUUUAAUAUAAUAAUGCGCCGUUUAAGACAUUAAGUAAAACUAAAUUUCAUAGCUGAAUACAUCUCACUAAAUCAAUUACCACACAUCCAAACAAAAGGGAACAAUAUGACGUUGCCAUUGGUUUAUUUUGAUUUCAACAUCCCGAAUCCCAAUUAUGUUACAGAUUUGAACUUUACUAUAGAUUUUAAUUUAAUAGAAAUAAAAAUAAUUUUUUUGGAAAACACAAAAUUGUGCUUAUAAAAUUAUUGCUAGUUUUUAAAAUGGAAAUAUAAAACAAUGCAAUAAUAAAAGGGAUCUGUGCGGUUAUAGGUCUAAUUAAAAAUUCCGUAUAUUUUAAGUAUAGGGUGUGUAAAGAAUGUGUGGUUGCGUAAGAAUAGCUCUUAACAAACAAAAGACAGUUCAUGGACUUUGGAGAUUUUUAUGAUGCUAAGAAUAGCUCUUAACAAACAAAAGACAGUUCAUGGACUUUGAAGAUUUUUAUGAUGCUAAGAAUAGCUCUUAACAAACAAAAGACAGUUCAUGGACUUUGGAGAUUUUUAUGAUGCUAAGAAUAGCUCUUAACAAACAAAAGACAGUUCAUGGACUUUGGAGAUUUUUAUGAUGCUAAGAAUAGCUCUUAACAAACAAAAGACAGUUCAUGGACUUUGGAGAUUUUUAUGAUGCUAAGAAUAGCUCUUAACAAACAAAAGACAGUUAAAUAAGUGACAAUUGUUUAAGAGAUCGUUCUUGAAAUGUAAUAAUAAUUUUUUUAAAUGGUUUUGUGAUAAUAUAUUUUGGUAGCGAGACAGAAUUUUUACCGUUUUAAAGGAAGACACCAAUAGAUGUCAUUCAAAAUCAGUUAAUGGCACAUACAUUUAAAUUAAUUCAUAGAUUUCUUUAACUUUUUUUAGCAUAAUUUUUUUUUUUAAAGUAUAGACACUUUUUUUUCUUUGCAGUGGUUAGGGGGGGGGUAGGCCUCUGUUAUGUAGAGGAGAAAAAAUAUGAUCAACGCGAAAUGAUGUUAGAAACGUAAACAUAAUUAUAGAGAUGUUUCUUUAAACAUAACAUGGGUCCGAUUUACUGGAACCGUACAAUUCAUUACAAGAAUGUUCACAAUUACAAAUCACAGUCAAGAAGUCAACAGUGAUUCAUACCGCACAAUUAUACGACGAAAGUCUUGCUACGGAGUAAUUUUAAGGAACAACGAAAUUCUCAAACACGUAUUUUCAAGACUGAGAAACUUAUGCCAGAUGAAGAGUGAAAAAAACAAUUUCUAUUAAUUUGGAACAAUAAAAUAUUUUUUUGUUGUUAUCUUGUCUUACAAAGACGUUAACAAUUGUCGUGCUUUAUUUUCUUGAGGAUACAAUACAUCAAAAACCCCACUCUGUUACGAUCGUAAAAGUUGGAUUUUUAUAUGUUGAUACCUCGCAAUAGCAGGUAGCCAAGUAGCAAUCCAUUUCUUCAAUUAUAACCACGGUAACAUUGGGUAAUCUCUUCUAGUAUGUUAUGUUAAUUGUUGUCCAAUGUGUGUCUCCAAAGAUUAAGUUGAGUGUAACAGAUCUAUUUUUGGAAUGGUUUACAGAAAAAAAAUAUGUAUUUUUUUAAAUGAAAAAAAAAAGUAAUUACUAAUUUGUCCACUAAAUCCCAUUCCUACUCCACGUAAUUCUAUAACAAGGAGGCGAUGGCAAAACUGGUCGGGUAGUGAACAUUUCAAAUUGGAACAGAUGCUUCCGGGGCGAAAUCUCAGUCGCAUGGAGCGCUGGUUCCGGUUACACGUACCGCCUGGGACCGGACGGCAAAGUUGACCUGAAAUGUGUUGUGCCAACCAGUGGAGGAAACUACUACAAGAGUCAUCUCCCCGUCGUUGGUACAGAAAUGUUCUUAGAAAAUAAACAUUUGGAUCGUCACAGAUAUUUAAACAAUUUUUUUUUUUUUAAAUUUAAUUUUAAUGUGUUUGUACAUUUUGUUUGUGUUUUUAAUAUUGUUUUUUUUUUAAUUCAAUGUAUUGAAUUAAUAUAUAUAUAUGUAUAUAUAUAUAUAUAUAUUAAUUACAACCCUAAACGGCAAAACUGAUAUUUGUUUAAUUAAUGAACAUUAUUUUAACCUGGGCUGGCCUUAAAAAAAACAGAAACAAAUUUGAAACUGUUAACUAAAGACUGAAGACAAUUAAGUAGGUAUUUUAGUUGUAAGGUUUUCUAUUUUAUCCAGUUUACUUUUAUAUGUUUCCACAGGAAAAAUGAAAGUUGAAACAAUAGAGGAUGAGCGGGCUGAAAAUUUCCUUCGAUAUUUUCAAAGAGCCGCCUUGGGGCAGUUGCUGCUGAGACCACUUGUGGAUAUGCUGGGGGAAGGGGUGGGUAGAUCUGUGAAUAUGCUGGGAGAAGGGGUGGGUAGAUCUGUGAAUAUGCUGGGAGAAGGGGUGGGUAGAUCUGUGGAUAUGCUGGGGGAAGGGGUGGGUAGAUCUGUGGAUAUGCUGGGGGAGGGGGUGGUUAGAUGUGUGGUUAUGCUGGGGGAAGGGGUGGGUAGAUCUGUGGAUAUGCUGGGGGAAGGGGUGGUUAGAUCUGUGGUUAUGCUGGGGGAAGGGGUGGGUAGAUCUGUGGAUAUGGGAGGGGGGACACGGUUAGUGGGGCUGUAAACAUUCUGGGAGCAGGUGUGUGUGUGUGGCAUUGUGGAUUUCCUUGGGGCAGGGGUGGGAGAAAUUGGGGACAUCCUGGGGAUACGGAUGGGUAAUAGAUUUGUUGAUGUGAUGGUGCCUAACGCUGGGUAUGAUAAUAUAGAAAAAUGAAAACUUUUUUUUUUGUCACACAAAUUAUCAUCAUUUUACGCAGUACUCAGCGUAUUUAUAAUUUAAUUUGCUGAUAAAAGUGCACAUUUGAUUUUCCUUAAGGAUAUUUUAAAACAAUAAACAUUCCAUAAAAUAGAUAUUAAAUCUAAUUAACAUAAAUCAGUUGAUUGCGUGAAAUUAUCUGCGUGUAUUUUUUUUUUUUACGAUUCGUUGCAUAUAUUUUCCUGCGUAAGUACAAUUUUUUUUUUUAAAUUACACUAAAUUGCAAACCCACCUUACACAAAAAAAAGAGAAAAAGCAAUUAACAAAGGGAAAAUUAAUUUCAAAUACAUCGCGUGCAGAUAAUCAUUUCGAAAAUGGUUCCUUUAAAUUCCCAUGUUAUCUGAUGUGUACGCUUUCUUUCUGCAAUACUUUAAUAGCUUAUAGUCUUGUGACCUUAGCCCGUGAGGUGAAACAAAGAACACAGAAGAGGUGUAACAAAACAUUAAAUAAAAUAGAUUUUAAAAUUAGAUGUAAGUGAAACUAAAGACUUAAAACUGCACAUUACAGAUAUCGGAAAUGAUGAGCUCAAAAACUCCAGAGUACGGAGUCGGAUUUCGUGUGGUCCGUGGGCCAGAUUGGAAAUGGGAGAACCAAGAUGGCGGUGAAGGGUUUUUGGGGACGAUCACGGAGAUUGGUGGACCGGGUUUGACGCAGCCUCCGAUCAACUGCGUCAGGGUCAUUUGGGACGACGGUUCCAAAAACUUGUACAGGGCUGGACACGAGGAAAAGUUUGACUUACGUGUUUACGAAAUCGGUGUAGAUGGUAUGAAUUUUUUUUUUUACAUUAAUUAAAGACAAUAUUUUUAUGCCCGGGGUUCUGAGGACAAUUUAAAAGGUUUAUUGUAAAAAUAAAGCAAGGAAUAAAAAAUAUGAGAACUACAGCAAUGAUUUAAAGCAUAUAUUCAAUAUGUCAUAGAAGAACUUUUUUUGAGUAGAUUUUAUUGAAUUGUUUUCUAAUAUUCUAUACUACCUAGAUCGUGUCAAAUUGUUUUCAAAUACGUUAUACUACGCAGAUCGUAUCAAAAUUGUCCUCAAAUAAUUUAUACUACCCAGAUCGCAUCAAAUUGUCUUCAAAUAUGUUAUACUACCCAGAGCAAUGUAUAAUUCAUUCAAAUAAUUUAUAUUACCUAGAUGGUAUCAAAUUGUCUUCAAAUAUUUUAUACUACCUAGCACAUAAAAUUACGUCAAAUAAUUUAUAAUCACAGAAUGACAUUUUUUUUUGACGAGUACAUUGUCUGGUUGAUAUAUUUUUUGGCUAUUUAUUGCACACGCAAUAGGAACGCAACAUGAGUCUGUGAAGUGUGACGGUUGUAACGUCAAAGCCAUCCGAGGAAUCCGAUGGAAGUGCUCCGAAUGUCAGAAUUCAAAUCUCUGUUCGCAGUGCUACAGCAACGAUAAGCACGACGUCAACCACCAGUUUCUUCGCUACGACAGUCCUGAGGCGAAAAAGUAAAAUAUGUCAUUUCAAACAAUUUUAUUGAAUUAAUAUGAUGCUUUGUUUAAAUGGCUCUGAAAGGAAAACACUCCAAGAGAUGUAUAUAUAAACUCUAGAAUCAAAAACAUUCUUAAAAAUUUCUAUUAGGAAAAAAAUUAAUAAUUAAACAACCAUGCAUCAAGUUUACCAACGACAUAGACAUGAAUUUAAUGUAACUAAAUCUUUAUCUUCAUAUAGUAAGAUUUUUUUGAAACCAAUAUAUAUAUAAAUAUAUAUAUAUUUAUGAGGUUUUUUUUAGAUAAUGAACUUAAUUAAUACAAAAAGGUAAUUAAAACAACAAAAAGAAAACGUUGCAAAUUAAUUUUUUUCUUCCUGAAAAUGAAAUAAAAUCAAACAAUAUAUCAAUAAAAUACCUUCGUUUAAUUUUUUAAUUUCUAAAAUUUUUUUUUUUUUUUGUUUAAAGUGUUGAAUGAGAAAUCCAUUCAGAUUUUUUUUGUUCACUCCAGGGCUAAAUGUUUAAUUUCAGAAUUUUCAAACUACCCAAACGUUCAGAGAGUAAAAAGGUGCAAGCUAUGGGCAUCUUUCCUGGGGCAUCAGUUUGUCGAGGAAGUGACUGGAAAUGGGGUGGUCAAGAUGGUAGGGGAGAUGGUUUAAUGAGACCUUGCUCUUAAUUUAUACAAACUCAGUUUAAUCUUUAGGUGACCAUUUAAGUUUAUUUAUUCAGGCAUUUUUAUAUAGCGCUUUACAAUUAUUAAAAACAUGUAGACUAUUUAAACUGCUAACGUAAAAUAAAAGUGAAAAACCAGAGACACUAGAAUAUUAACAACUAUAUGCGAAAUUACCAAAGAAACAGUAGCUUAAACAUUAAAAUGGCUAUAGAAUCGAGUACACUUUGGCACGUUUUGGCUUAUACUACAGGAUCAACCCAAGACAGAAAAAGAGGCAGGGCAAGGAGGGUGCAAUCACAUUAGUCUUGUUUUUUUUUUUGUUUUUUUUAAAUGGCUGUUUUUAAACAAACAAUAACAUAAAUUAACAAAAUAAACUUUUAUUUAAAAAAAAAAUAUUUUGAUUAUUUACCAAGGUGGUGAGGGAAGCGUCGGUCGUGUCCUCUCCUUAGAAGAUACCGGAAAUUCCUCCUACAGAAGUUCAGCCUCUGUCCAGUGGCCGUCCGGGUCUAAAAAUGUUUACCGUCUUGGGCACAGGGGAAACGUUGAUCUGAAAUGUACGAAGCCGACACCUGGAGGAUUUUACUACAGAAUUCACAUGCCCAUAUUUGGUAAUUGAAAGAAAAUUGCGUUUCCUUUUUAAAUACAAAAGUGCAAAAUACAAUUACAAUAAUACAAAUACAAGUACAAACCAAAAUACAAGAACAAACCAAAAUACAAUUUCAAUACAAAUAAUUUUAAAACAUAUAAAAAUAUAUAUAAAUACUGACCUGUUGAAAUUACUAAAUUUGUAUUAAAUGAGAAAAAAAUCCUGAUUUCACUAUUCCGGACGUGGCACUAUCCGGACUUGUAGAUCAGUACGCAGGAGGGCACUUAUUUGGUAGCUCAAGAGACAACAUUUAAAAUGUUUCUUUUCAUUAUAAAAUAGUUUAAACAUUACUAUCAUUAUUUGAUGUCCGCUAUUCAAAACUCGUAUUUGUAUUUAAAAAAAAAUAAAAAAUUUAAACUUUAUAUUUUUAAUUAAAUUUCAAGGCAAUAAAACGAGAAAAAAUGAUUCAAAUAUUAAAAGGAACGCAACUAAAUAUAUCGUUUUAAAAAGCAACACUCCAAAAAAAAAUAAAUAAUGGAAUUGAAAAGCCCCCUUAACGGGGACAUUGCUGCAUAUUUUCAACACAAAAAUACAACACGCGAAGCCAAACCUUCUUUCUCGUACCGUUAGUUUCAGACAGACAUAAAACGAGAAUUAUGUAUUUUUAAAAAAAUUUUCUUUUAUUAAAUUUAGUGUGUCAAUGAUUACGCGCUGGUCGCAAUUAAUCUGGAUAACCAAGUACCUACUUAAUUUUUCGUCAAGUGUGUUAAAAGCAGGUCCGAAGUAACACAGUUGGGAAAUCACGUGAAACCUAAGCACCCCACAUUAAAAAAAAAAAACCAAAACAAUCAGGACAAUACAAAAAUCAAACAGUACUAGCAACACCAAAAAAGAGAUAUGACUAAACGUUGCAUGCAUAAUUUGUAACUCUCUACCUAUAGAAAUCAAAUAUGUUUAAGGACGCAACCGACUAUUUAUAUACUGCAUUAUUCUGUUAGGAUAAAAAAAGCUGGCCUUUGAACAUUGUACUAUAAAUAUAUUUAAAGAGCUUGAAAAAAAUCCGCCAAACAAUGGCGGCGGGCGAUGCAUGGACUUCCCCUCGGCUAAAGUUACUUGACAAAACAUACAGUCCAGAAACGCACUUUAUGAGAAUCCGGGCUAGUGUUUUACCGGGGAAGUUUAUUUUGCAUGCGUAUUGAACAUGGCGUUACAGCCGUAGAUAGAUGUCUCGACCAUUUCAUUUGUCAUUCACGUGGGUCUCAGGGUUGUCAACUCAAUAAAAAUAACAUUUACUGACAAAUAAAAGAACUCUCAACAAAAUUUACGGACAAAUACAAUUUUUUACGGACACAUCUAUAUAUAUAUUAAGUCAAUUUUUAAAAAACAGAUACUAUUUUUAUAUUUAUGUCGUCAUAAUUUAUGCGUAAUUCUGACGUAACGACUAACGGUCUGUCUAAACAAGUCCAACUUGCCGCGAUGCAUCUCGCCGCGCGAGCCUAGCUGUCCAGAAAGCUCUUACAGUUUAUUAAUAGAGUGCGGGAUUCCACUAAAACAAUUUAAAAAUUAAAAUUUAAAUCAAGAAACUAGAUAUCACAAACAUGAUUUACUGGGUCUUUUUAACGUUAAGAUUCCACGUUUAGUCGAUUUUUUUUACGGACGUCUUAAUUUUUUAACGGAAUUUUACGGACAGGCAAUUUUACGACAAACCUAUACGGACCGUCCGUAAAUUUACGGAUGGUUGGCACCCUGGUGGGUCUACAAUUUUAAAAUAGAAACCUGGCAUGUUUCUAUAUUUGAAGUCAGAAUUUAUUUUUCUGUCAAUGCCAGGCAAGGAACAGCCGCCUGAGAAAGCGGGUCGAUUUAAAGUCGGUGACCAGGUCAAGUGUUCAGUUGAUGCCCUAAAGCUAAGGAGUCUACAGCUCGGACACGGAGGCUUCUCUAUGGACAUGGUUCCGGUAAUUAAAAAAAACAAAAACCAGUUAAAAUAAUGUUCUAGUAUUGAAAAUUUAUUAACUUGUAUCUUCCCUUCUAUCUCUCGUUAUCUAUUUUGUUUUCUUCAUAUCUCUAACAUUUUUUUAAUUUUUCCGUCUCACAAUCGAUCUAAUUGAUUAUUUAAGUUGCUCUAUCGAUUUCUCUAACUUAUUUCCUACAUUCUUUUAGUCUGUCCUUUUCAUUUGAAUUUUAUCUUAUAUUUUAAAAAUACUCAAACACAUCGCCCCUUUUUUAACAAUUAGGGAAUUUUAAAUGAUAAUAAGAAUUUAAAAAAAAAUCAUAAAAAAUGCAAUUACAAUUUCGGAAAGUUGUCUUAAUCCACUUGUAUCUCCACACUAAUCGUAAAUCUUCAAACGCAUACUAUCGCUUUGGAAAGAAGUGCAUGUUUGCAGCGAAUUGAAACUUUGAUUUGUACACUUUAAGACAACACAAUGAACAUAAAGGUUUCGAUACAUACCUUAAUCAGUCUUUAGUGGGUCACAAUGGGUUUUGGUAUUUCUUAUGACACACUGUCAUUGGUGUUAUUCUAUUUAAACUCGUAUUUUUGUUAUUAUUUUAUUGAAAUAUGUUAAUUUUAUUCUAAAUUUGUGAAAUUGUUUUUUUUAAAAAAAUGAAAUUAUUUGUGUUUUUUUUUAAAGGGUCAUUCAUUAAACAAAAAAUAAUUACGUAACGAUGCCAUAUUUCACUACCAUAAUCAUAGAAAAAUUAAAUGAUGUCUUGGGUUAUUUAUAUACAUUUCGUUUGACCAAGCUGAUCAACAUCCCCGGAUCGGUGAAGUCUAUUGACGACGAUGGUGACGUCGUUGUUGUAUACCCCAACGGAAAGCAGUUUAUAUAUCACCCCGACGGCCUGACUAAGGUAAUGUACAUUACGAACGAAACGUACUAUUUUUAAAAUCUUGUUAAAAAAACCAAACAACUAUCGGCAUCUAAAAAGGUGUAUUCAUGUAUUUUGUAUUUUAAAACUCAAAUUGACCACAACUGGUUAUCGGAAAACAACUUUUAGCACCAUGAUUUUACCGUGCGUUGUAAAGAUUUAAUAUACAAUACCUUUUGUGUGUUUUUUUUAAUAACAAAUAAAAUUUUAAAUAAAAUGAAAUAAGAGAAAUUAUUUGCACAUUAAAUAUUUAUUUUUGUUUGUUAAGAAAUGAGCGACACAUAUCUUGUUUUUUUUUAAAAAAAAGAAUAUAGUCAUCAUGCAUAAUAAAUAAUACAAAAUCUAUAGUUCAAUAAAUCGAUCACUCGUCUCAAUACUGUUUACAUCGACAUUUGUAACAGCCUUUUCUUAUUGUACGAUAAAACUUGUGUUGUUCAUUCUUUAAAGUAACAUGGACAUUUUUAAAAAGAAUCUGGCCGCGUGUUAGUGUAAACGCGUUUUCUGUAGUUCAUCAAAGUCUUUAUAUUGAAUUGGCCUCUGUUCUCGUGGGUUUGUGUGGCGAAAUCUUCGGAAGCCAAAUUGACCCAUUUCCCGUCAUUACUAUCAAGCUGAAACUGAUAGACUCGAUGCCGAUGACAACAACUGCUUUCACAUUUUCAGCUCCACUUCCCACCCCAAACCCCAAAGAAUCAGAAUGUCCAGUUUUCCCCCCACAAAAAAUGAUGGGGCGUUGAAAUCUUAAUCUUAUUUUUUCAAUGGAUACUUGUUUUGGCAUGGAGAUAAUGGUUUGCCCGUUGCUAUAGACUUUGUAUUUGUUACGCAUUUGGGUAUAAAGCCAAAAAUCAAAUGUUUUUUUUCAAAGGGGAAAGGGGAAGGAAUUAUGAAAGUUGUUUUUACCAGACGUUUACCGCUCCUUAAUAAAUUGAAAAAAAUCACGUAGAGUUACAUAAAUGGAAACAGAAAGUCAUACAAAUGAUUUAUUGGAAAAUCUUUGGUUUUUUUGGGUUUGUUUUAAAAUUGUUUAAAUUAAUUUGUUUAAAUUUUUAGAUUUAAUUUGUUCAAGUGUCUGACGCUUUAUCUGCUUUAUUUAAGCUCAAGAGUAAACACAUCUUAUUUAAUUAUUUUUGUUCUGUUGAAAAUCUUCCUCUAGGGAUAAAAUUAACCCAAAUCUGAAUAUAUCAAUAAUAGUGUAAUUUUGCCUUUAACUUUGCCUUUGCAGGAAUAAAUUAAAGGCUGGAGAUACCUUACAGACACAACCGUUUAAUGUAUCAAGUGAUAUUUUGCUAAUGAUUGUAUCGAAUACAACUAUUUGCUUCAAUACAUGCUCUAAUUUACAGAUUUUAAGUUAGGAUUCGUUGUUUCUGAAUUCUAGUUGCAUUCGCUCACUGUUCGAUGAUUCGAACGUUCGAAGAUUUUCUUGUUAGCAUUUAUGUUUAGAGAAAUAUAUAUUUAUUUGGAGCAUGUGGGAAGAGUUUAAACAUAAAUAAAUUCGUUAUUAUGGAUCAUUUAGGAGCAGUGAAAUCAUGCUAUGGUCCAGUCUUGUUUUACGAAAACAUUUAAUAUAGUAUCUAUCUUAAAAACUAAAUCUCCGAUUCCAUUUAGCUCGUAUACAAAAAACCAAACAAAAAAAAACAACAACAACACAAAAUAAAAAAGGAAAAAACAACAACAUAAUAGCUUCUAUAGUUGUGUGUCAAAUUUAGAUGGGGAUCACCAUGAACCAUGCAUAUCUUGUUAACUCUAUAAAAUUAUUGAAAUAAUUAUUGCUGAUUACAGUCAAUAACGUUUCGUUCAGUAAGAAUUUUCUAGAACUGAGAGGUUGGCGUCAAUGAAUUAAUAGUGUGUGGAGUAGGGGUAGGUUUAGGUUGGGGAAAUAUGAGGUUCAGGCAGAGGCGUAGCGAGGGGAGGGCAUGGGGGACACAUGUCCCCGGGCGCUAGCUAGUUCGGGGCGCCAAAAUGUGCUUUGUUAUGAAAAUAAUGGGUGUGAGAGUUGAAAAAAAGAAAAAAGGGGCGCUAUAAAAUAAAUAUAAUCCCCGGGCGCUAAACUUGUCCCCGGGCACCAAACACCCUCGCUACGCCGCUGGGUUCAGGUGAGAGGCUAGAAGGGGUUCAGGUAAGAGGUAAUAUGGGUUUCAGAUGAGAGGAUUUAGGGGGGUUCUUUUGGCAGGAUCUAGGGGAUUAAGGCUUUUGUGGGUUUUAGUGAGAGGCUACCGGAGGUUCAGUUGAGAGUUUAUAAAGGGUUUAGGUAAAAGGCUACCGGAGGUUCAGUUGAGAGUUUAUAAAGGGUUUAGGUGAAAGGCUACCGGAGGUUCAGUUGAGAGUUUAUAAAGGGUUUAGGUGAAAGGCUACCGGAGGUUCAAUUGAGAGUUUAUAAAGGGUUUAGGUGAAAGGCUACCGGAGGUUCAGUUGAGCGUUUAUAAAGGGUUUAGGUGAAAGGCUACCGGAGGUUCAGUUGAGGGUUUAUAAAGUGUUUAGGUGAGAGGCUAUAGGGGUUUAGAAGAAGGUAAAAGAGAUUUGUGUUAUCAGAGAGAGACAGGUGGUUCGAAUAAUAAUGAGCUGGAAUGAUAAGGCCAUAAGAAGUGAGAUAGAGCUGGGGCAACAUCCUUGCGGUCAACCCAAAGCCCAAAUCCACAACAACUUUAACUGUGCCCUAAACAAUGAGAAAGAUAUAUAAAUUAUAGCUGCUAAUUAUCUUUUUUUGACCUGUUAAUGGAGUAGGUGCAAUUCAAUGCUUAAAUAAUCUCUGUCUUUCAACAUUGAUGUUCAUACAUAUUGUGUUUCAAUUGUUUACGACAUAUGGAUGGAGCUACGAACGCUUUAAUUAUGGUGUACAAAAAUGUGUCCAUGGCGCAUCAAUAACAGUAUAGGAC